This is a messenger RNA of Tachysurus vachellii, 2726 nucleotides long. RefSeq names its product leucine-rich, glioma inactivated 1b (gene lgi1b). Gene Ontology annotation, biological process: myelination. The record is from RefSeq and is a predicted model, not a curated record. Gene Ontology annotation, molecular function: protein binding. Lineage: Eukaryota; Metazoa; Chordata; Actinopteri; Siluriformes; Bagridae. The coding region runs from base 529 to 2163 and encodes 544 amino acids. The transcript has 8 exons.
AUUUAUGCUUUUGUGUAAUGUUGGACAUAAAACACGGUAUAAUGAAGCUACAAAGCCCAACAGCAUCCUUUUCUCGCAGCUUGGGACUCAGGUGCGUGUUUUAUGUCUCAUGAAUAUUCCGAUGAGUUUAAUUCCCAGAAAGCGCUCAUGCGCAAUCGCAGGAAAAGAGAUAAACCACAAGACCAUUGGCUGAAACCCUGCACACAUCUUUAUUUAUUGUAUCAGUGUCUCCUUGGUGGGCUGGCAUGGUCUCUACACAAGGCUGACGGGCUUUAGAGGGAUUUCUGUCCAAUUCUGGUUGAUGUUAUUGUGAUUUGCUGUAUUUAUCUUUUGAGCCGGGAGGUUUUACGUGCGCAUUGGAGCGUCUUUAUCUUCGGGUCCAGACGCUUGGAUGCUUUUCUGAGAUCUUUUGCGUUAUCCAUCAAACGACGCGCAUCCUCAUAGCAUCAUAGGCGUGAUUUCCUCAGGAACAGAAGGCUGUUUGGUCUGACUGUAUCCCAGGCAGGAUCUGAAGUGAACCGGGACAGGAUGGGACACGGUUGCGGGACCCUGUGGUUCACGGUAACGCUGCUUUGCGCCGCCGCGGUCUUUCUCUCGGCGGAGAGCCGCAGGGGCAAUAAGCAGCCCCGGUGCCCUGUGGGAUGCACAUGCACCAAAGAUAACGCUUUGUGCGACAACAUCAGGAAUGUUCCUCACGCCUUCCCUCCGGACGUCGUCUCAUUAUCAUUCGUGAAGUCUGGAUUAACUGAAAUUUCCCCAGGAAGCUUCCUGCACACGCCGUCUCUCCAGCUUCUCUUGUUUACAGCCAACUCUUUCGACUCUAUCGAUGAAGAUGCGUUUCAGGGCCUGCCGCACCUGGAGUACCUGUUUAUUGAAAACAAUAAAAUCGAGACCAUGUCACCUUUGGCCUUUAGGGGGUUGAAAUCUCUCCUUCAUCUGAGCCUUGCCUAUAAUAACCUCGAGACGUUACCCAAAGAUGUUUUCAAGGGAAUGGAUGCCUUAACGAAAGUGGAUCUUCGAGGAAACAUGUUCGUCUGUGACUGUAAGCUGAAAUGGUUAGUCGAGUGGAUGCACAACACCAACGCAACAGUGGACCAGAUACACUGCAGUGGGCCACCGCUUUAUCAAGGGAAGAAGAUCAAUGAGCUGAUUCCCCAAGCGUUUGACUGCAUAACUGCAGAGUUUGUUUCCAAGAAGACCCUGAAGUUUGAGUCUAUCUCGGUAGAGGGCUUCAGCAUCGGGAGCGAUCAGUACGCCGUGUUUGCACAGCCUUUUGCAGGAACAUGCAGCUUCAUGGAAUGGGACCACGUCAACAUGGAGUUCAGACCUUUCGAAAGUAUAGAAAGCACCUCUACCGUCGUCUGUAAGCCGAUGGUGAUCGACGACCAGCUUUUCAUUAUUGUCGCACAACUUUUCGGGGGCUCGCACAUAUACAAAUGGGACACGUCGGCCCACAAGUUCAUCAAGAUCCAAGACAUCGAUAUCCUGAAGAUCCGCAAGCCAAAUGAUGUUGAGACCUUCCGCUUGGAAGGCGAGUGGUUCUUCGCGAUAGCUGACAGCUCCAAAGCAGGAUCCACUACAGUGUACAAGUGGAAUGGCAACGGCUUCUACUCGCACCAAUCUCUACACCCGUGGCACCGGGACACAGACGUGGAGUACUUGGAGAUCGGCAGCAAACCCCAUCUGAUCCUGUCUAGCAGCUCGCAGCGGCCCGUUGUCUAUCAGUGGAACCGGAGCCAGAAGAGGUUCGAGCGCCGCACGGACAUCCCCGAGACAGAGGACGUGUACGCCGUCAAGCACUUCCGAGCCAGGGGUGAGCUUUAUAUCUGCCUGACACGCUUCAUUGGUGACUCGAAGGUGAUGCGAUGGGAUGGUGCCAUGUUCACCGAGGUGCAGAGUGUGCCAUCACGUGGCUCCAUGGUCUUCCAGCCUGUGACUGUUGGAAGCUGGCAGUACGCCAUCCUUGGCAGCGACUACUCGCUCACGCAGGUCUACCAGUGGGACUACAAGAAGGGUCGCUUCGUGCACUUCCAGGAGCUGAACGUUCAAGCACCGAGAGCUUUCUCCAUGGUAUCCAUUGACAACCAUGAGCUCCUGCUCGCCUCCAGUUUCAAAGGGAGGACACAGAUCUAUGAACACCUCAUCAUCGAUCUAAGCAAUUGAAGCUUCGCUUGAAGGUUUUUGAUGAAAGAAAGUGCAGCAGGACACACCGAAGGAGACGAGCUUGCUUUCAGAGCUCACACGCAUUAUCUAGAUGACUAACGACGCUUCCAGAUGACUGCCUUUCUACAAACCCUUUGUGUCCUUCACUAUUGUUAUCAACAUCUAGUCUGCACUAUUCAGUUUUCCUCUUUUUAACCCCUUUUCCUCUUAACAAAAGCUGUUGUUCGUGUAUUAUUUUCCUGCCAACGAAAGCUAGUCAGACAUUUGAGAGGCACAAUGAAGGAACAGAAACUGCAGAUUUCAGUGAUUAACACGUCGUAAUAGUUUUGCUAGUAAAUUGUCAACAGAUUAUUUUUAUUGUAGUUUUAAGCAGUUUGUAACUUUUAUACAAAAAUAACUACAAAUAGUUCAUCUUGCCAACAAUGUUUUUUUAAGGUAGGUUCAAUGGACAAUUUUGCAUUUUGCAGUUGACUUUAGACUAAUUCAAGCAUAAUGCAGUGAAUUUAGAUUUAGUUUUUUUGUUGUUGUUGUGUCAUUUUAUAAAGAUGUGAAAUUGUCUCUUU